Molecule: messenger RNA, 4329 nt
Organism: Artibeus jamaicensis (Jamaican fruit-eating bat)
Lineage: Eukaryota; Metazoa; Chordata; Mammalia; Chiroptera; Phyllostomidae
Gene: STYX
Product: serine/threonine/tyrosine interacting protein
Exons: 11
Coding region: 332-1003 (223 amino acids)
Biological process (GO): negative regulation of protein binding; negative regulation of SCF-dependent proteasomal ubiquitin-dependent catabolic process; regulation of ERK1 and ERK2 cascade
Cellular component (GO): cytoplasm; nucleoplasm
Molecular function (GO): F-box domain binding; protein tyrosine/serine/threonine phosphatase activity
Source: RefSeq, a predicted model, not a curated record
AGGGAGGGCGGGGGGCAAGAAGGAAAGACGGUUGUAGGGCUCGAGCCUGUGCCCGAACCUGGGUGGCCUGAGGGGCGCGGAGACUCGGGGUUUGGGAUACCGCAGAAUAAUGGCGGCCCGGUAUGAGCCGCCCAAUCCUCCUCUUCCCCUCUGUGGUCGCCGUCGCCGCCGGAGUCGCCGGGACCCUUUGGUCUGCGUGUGUUAGCUGUAAGGCCGCUGCCUGCCCGUCAGCCCUCCAGUUUACCGGCGGUCCCUCUUACUGCCAGCCCGAGGGUCGGGCUGGCGAAUAACUCCUACUCCCAUCUCACCCACCAGUCAGCCGACCGGGAUCAUGGAGGACUUGAAGCUGGAGUUCCCCUCUCUCCCACAGUGCAAAGAAGACGCCGAGGAGUGGACCUACCCUAUGAGACGAGAGAUGCAGGAAAUUUUACCUGGAUUGUUUUUAGGUCCAUAUUCUUCUGCUAUGAAAAGCAAGCUAUCUAUACUACAGAAACAUGGAAUAACCCAUAUAAUAUGCAUAAGACAAAAUAUUGAAGCAAACUUUAUUAAACCAAACUUUGAACAAUUAUUUAGAUAUUUAGUUUUGGAUAUUGCAGAUAAUCCAGUUGAAAAUAUAAUACGUUUUUUCCCCAUGACUAAAGAAUUUAUUGAUGGGAGCUUACAAGCUGGAGGAAAAGUUCUAGUCCAUGGAAAUGCAGGAAUCUCCAGGAGUGCUGCCUUUGUUAUUGCAUAUAUUAUGGAAACAUUUGGAAUGAAGUACAGAGAUGCAUUUGCUUAUGUUCAAGAAAGAAGAUUUUGUAUUAAUCCUAAUGCUGGAUUUGUCCAUCAACUUCAGGAAUAUGAAGCCAUCUACCUAGCAAAAUUAACAAUACAGAUGAUGUCACCACUCCACAUAGAAAGGUCGUUAUCUGUUCAUCCUGGUACCACAGGCAGUUUGAAGAGAACACAUGAAGAAGAAGAUGAUUUCGGAAGUAUGCAAGUUGCUACUGCACAGAAUGGCUGAAUCAAGACCAAUGUUAUAGAAGAUGUGAAUUUCUUUCUGGGAAGGAAGAAACACUAGAGACAAUAAUAAUGUAAAAUGGUAAAAACACAAGUAGUUUCUUUUCAAUUGUAUGUUGCUUCCAGAUGUGUUUCUUUACAAUCUGUUAAGCAACAUUUUAAGAGGUUGGAUUUCUGCAAUAGAUGGCACUGAUGGUUUCACUCCUUUUCUCUCUUUUUUUUUAACAUUUUACAAUUCUGUUAUAAACAAAGAAUUUUGGACUUGCAAAGAGGUAUUAUUGCAAUAAUGCACUUUUCAUACUUGAAAUUUAUUUGUAUGAUAUAGUUAUUACUUUAAACAAAAUGCAAGUUAGGGGGAUUUGUUUAUAAAAUCUGGGUAAUUUAUAACAAAAGAAUUUCCUAAAGUUUGCUAAAAAUUCAUUGUGUUCUAUAUAUUACAUUUAAAAAAUAAUUUUACAGUUCAAUUUUAUGAUGGAGCCUCUUACAGAAACAUUAACAAAUGCAAGAAUCUUGCACACUUCUUUCUUAGUAUAAUUAAAUAACUUAAUCUUUUUUAAAAAAACUUCUUGACUAUUACUAAUCUUUAAAUCAUGACAUUAACCAACUACUUAAUGAUCCAAGUAUUGCUUCCUUUCCUAUUACCUUCCUAAUUUGUUUAGUCUAUAGAAAAAGUUGACUGAACAAAAGAUUUUUGCAUUUCUCAAAAGCCAAAUGUGUUUGUUCUUUUUAGAGUUGCUUAGCUCAUUUUUCUUUGUCUGGAAUGGUUCUAAAUAGAAUAUAAUAAACCAAUGUAGCAGUAUUUUUUCCUAAAUGAAGCCCAAAAAAGAAAAGUGCCUUGCAUCAUUAAAAAAAAAACUAAAAAUAAAUCCUCAUGACCUCUAAAUUAGUAUGUAGAACAAUGAAAAAUCUUAACAUUAUUUUGUAAUUUUUUUCACCAUAAUUUUAACUGAAAAUCUGAGGCUUGAAGAAACCUCAGUAAAUAAUUUGGAAAUAUUUACUCCUUAUUUUAUAUUGUCUUAAUGAUUCUUUGAGGUUGUUCUGGCUCAGACAGAAGCUUUUCUUUGAAGAUUCAUUUAUUGGGGAAAUUGAUUUGUGGGAGACUUUAGUAUAUUUUAAAUUAGUGUUUUAAUCAGUUCUUUACACUGAGUUAAUCCAAAGUCAUUUUAUAGAUCCUGUUUUUCCCUAUUUUUAUUUAUAUAUUGUUCUAAGAAGAACAUUGCUAUUUUAAGUAUGUUGUGAGGGAGGAGAGGAGUGUUUUAACUUUUUAUAGUUGAUAAUUUAGGUUAGCACAAACAAAACGCCUUUCUAUCACUUUUAUCAGUCCUCUCUUGAGGUGCUUUAUUUCCAUCCGUUCCCUUGGUACCGAUAGGUACUAUGCAAGGUAACAUUACACCAAGUUACUUGCUUGGCUUUCCUCCCUAAAAUGUAAUAAUACAGUAAAAGAUUCUUUUAUCCAGCAUAGCAGGAGAGUAGAAAUGAACUAAAAUUGCUUUGUUAAUUACGAGUUAAUUCCUAUUGACCCAGGUGGUAUUUCUCUUCUCAUUUCCCUUCCCUUUCUCUAUUUUACCACCCUGAAAACAACCUAUUGUUAAUUCCAUUGUGGUCUUGUAUUCUGUUGUGUGAUUAGGUCAUUUGGUGUGGUAGAGUCAAGAUUUUCAUUGAGUGUUCAGAAAUUCCGGUUGGUAAAGUGCCAGGUAACACAGCUUUCCUGUAAAUAGAGCACUAUUGGAUAAGUCAGCAAAGAUCUCUCUUGUAAUCUAUAAUAUAUGAUGCUUCAUUCAGCAGAAACUCUGCUCAAAAGAAUCUUCAUAAUAGUACAUUUAGGUUUUAAAAAUUAGGUGAAGAUUUUUUAAAUUAGUUUGAGUACGCAUGACUCUCUACUAGUUGGGCCAAAAAGUACACAUUUGGUUGUUUUAAUUUAUAGUUGGUAAUUUUCCACUUUUCCUGACCACUGUUAAUUUUUAUGGUGUCACGAAAGUGCCUGCCCAGCACUGUACAUUGAAGACCAUCUCUCACAAAUACGAGGAAAAGGGACUGUCAUGUGGACAAAACAUGUUGUUUAUUCUUCCUUUCAUAUAAGAACAUUGCAAAUGUUUUGUCUCAGAUCCGUUCUUCCACCUAAUGUUCAACUAGUUCUUCCUAUUUUUCCAGUUGGUUCCAUUUCUGUAAUUCCUUUAUUUCCACUGAUGCUUUAUGAUAGUUAAUUACAUUUACCCAAUCAUGAUUUAUUUUCUAGAAUAUUUGAAUAAUGUGUAAGUGAUGUAGUACCAAAUUUUAAACAUUAAAUAUGUAAUCUGGGCACAGAAUUCAAAGUGACCCUAAUUGCAUUAAAACAUAGGACAACUGUUUUAUUGUCCAUUUUGAAAGUGUGAAGCUUAAAUAUUGAAAACAUUCAAACUGGAAUGGCAGUCUUACCUUCUAAUUUCAGUUAACUGGUUCAUAGUUUUUAUCUAGUAGAUGUUUAAUAGCAGUAACUUUUGUUUAUUUUUAUCUACUUCAUGGUGGAAAUGUUAAAUUGUUAUAGUUCUUGCUAUGAAUGCUCAACUACUUAACUUUUAGAGCAUAAUAUGUUUUGGGGGGAUUUUGUGCUUCACCUGAAUUUAGAAGUAAUGUUCAGAAAAUGUUAAGCAUGUCCUUUUUAGAAAAUACAGGGUUUCUAAUUGUCUUAUUACGAUGGUAAUUCAAGUAAAUUAGAAGUAUUUAACUGCAUUCUUGAAUUAUAAAGUUGGGAUGUGUAUAUGUGCAUACAUGCACGUAUCAGGAUCUUAACUUGAUGUAAAGUAAAUGAGCAGUUACCUGGUAGACUUUUUUUUUAAUAACUGGCUUAGCCCACACUUCCACAACAAAGCUUCACUUUAGUAUUUACUUUAUUGUUGUCCAUUCAACAAUGCUCCAAAAAAGGAAAUGUUAAGAAAUAGCUGAGAAUUACUAAAAGAUUUUAUUUUAUUUUAUGUUUAAAAACUAUGUUUCUAGGUCUUUGAAUGCUGGAUUUUUUUUUUUUUUGUCUUACCCAUCCAUGGCAGCUAAAAAAAAUCACUCAAAAUAUUCAGGUUUACAUGUUAGCUCUCUUUUUAGGGAGUUGCCAUACCUCACAGUUCAAAGUGUAUUCUAUAGAUCAGUAACAUCAUACUGACAUGUAAUUGCAAUUUACUAUGCAGCAAAAAUUCAAGAAAAAUAAUCUACAGUGUCUACUUACCUUUGUAUAGGCAACUGAUUGCGUUACUCUGCUUUCAACAUUUGUACUUAGAUAAAAUGCUUAUGUAUGUAUAGGAAUGUCACAGUGAGAGAUGCUGCUAGCCCAGACACAAAGUAUUAAAAUUAUUUUGUGAA